AUGGCUCGUAGAUUCAUCAAUAUAUUCAUUAGAGAUUCCUUUUGGGGCAGACUUACGUAUCACCUUUCUAGCCAUAAACUUUUAAACCACAAAGAGGACAGACCAGACUAUGUUAUACCCGAAAAGUAUCUAACAGGACAUCAAGCUACUGAAAUAGUGGCUAAAGAUGAACUUAAUGGCGAACCUUCUUCCCUUUCAUCCGGAGAAGAGAAAGAAAUCGAGAAAAAUACAGAACAAAUUAUAGUUGACUGGGAUGGAGAUGAUGAUCCUGAAAAUCCAUAUAAUUGGCCGUUUUAUCAAAAGGCGUUCUUUAUUUUCGAAAUUGCCUUCUUGACCACAACUGUUUAUUUGGGAUCGGCCAUUUAUACACCAGGAAUUGAACAGAUCAGAUCAGAAUGGGGAAUUGGAAGAGUGCUUGCUACUUUACCUCUUACUCUUUUCGUGAUCGGAUACGGAAUCGGACCAAUGGUUUUAUCUCCCUUAUCAGAAAAUGCUGUCUUUGGUAGAACCAAUAUUUACAUCAUCACACUUUUUAUCUUUUUUAUCUUGCAGAUUCCCACUGCAUUGGCGCCUAAUAUUGCUUCCUUGUGUGUGCUUCGUUUCCUUGGUGGAUUUUUUGCGUCUCCAGCUUUGGCAACUAGUUGUGCAUCCGUUGGAGAUGUGAUAAGUUUGCCAUAUAUCCCAGUAGGUAUUGCCAUUUGGUCAAUUGCUACUGUCUGUGGUCCUUCUUUAGGUCCAUUGAUUGGUUCUGUGUUUGCUCAAUUAAUCGGAUGGAGAUGGACAUUUUGGUUCAUGGUUAUUAUUACCGGGGCUUGUUUCUUGAUUCUUGGAUUCUUCUUACCAGAAACUUACCUGCAAACUUUACUUUAUAGAAAGGCUAAAAGAUUGAGAGCUGUAACUGGAAAUCAAAAUAUCAUCAGUGAAGGUGAAAUUGCAAAUCUGAAGUUGACCACCAGAGAAGUUGCUAUUGAUAUCUUGUGGAGACCUUUUGAAAUCACAAUAUUCGAACCUGUUGUUUUGUUAAUCAAUAUUUACAUUGCCUUGGUUUACUCCAUUAUAUAUAUUUGGUUUGAAGCUUUCCCGAUUGUAUUUCUUGGAACUUAUAAGUUCAACUUAAUUGAAAUGGGUGUAACUUACGUUGGUAUUAUGAUUGGUAACUCAUUGGGACUUUUCAUUUAUAUUCCAAUCAUCUAUCAAAGGUUUACCAAAAAGAUACUCGCUGGUGAUGAAGUUACUCCUGAAAGUUUUCUUCCUAUGGCUAUUUUUGGCUCAAUUCUUAUGCCCAUUGGUAUUCUUAUUUUUGGCUGGUCCGCAAGUCCUGACACUCAUUGGAUUGGUGCCAUUAUCGGAACUACUAUAUUUUCUGUGGGUUGUUUCUGUGUAUUCCAAACUUUGUUCAAUUAUCUUUCAAUGUCUUUCUGGAGAUAUUUGGCUUCUGUUUUUGCUUCUAAUGAUUUAUUUAGGUCUGUUAGCGCUGGUGCAUUUCCAUUGUUUGGAGCUCCUUUAUUUAACAACUUGGGUUCUGAAAAAUACCCUGUUGGCUGGGGCAGUACUUUAUUGGCAUUGAUCUGUGUUUUGAUGAUUGCCAUUCCAGUUCUAUUCUACCUUAAUGGUCCUAAAUUGCGUGCCAGAUCAAAGUACUCUGGUUCUUGA
[Candida] anglica is the source of this 1653-nucleotide messenger RNA. The record is from the annotation of a GenBank genome assembly. NCBI's taxonomy places the organism in Eukaryota, Fungi, Ascomycota, Pichiomycetes, Serinales, Debaryomycetaceae.